UCUUGUCUUGUUUCUAGAGUUGACAAUGCAGUUGCGAGCUCUUGUUUUGGCCUCUAUUGUGGUCUGUAGCCAAGCCUUGGACACCGUCCAAUAUGGCGCAUUCAUAGCUACAGCUACCUACUCCGUCGCCAACCAACUGGGCUUCUUCGCUGAGAAUGGCCUCAAUGUCGUUUACAGCCAGGUUCCCAAUAGCACGGCAGCUUUCGCUUCCAUCCUCAACGGCGAAUACGAUAUUCUGACGGCGACGGUUGACAACGCGCUCAAUUACCGCUUCAACCAGAACCAGAACGUGACCGUGAUUGGCCAAUUGGAUCAGGGCCCGGACCUUGUCCUCGCCUCGAUUCCUUCCAUCACCAGCGUCGAGCAGCUGAAGGGCAAGCCUAUUAUCGUUGAUUCGCCUGUCAGUGGCUAUGCAUACCUGCUCCAGGACGUUCUCUCAGCCUACGGGUUGUCGCUCGCCAACGGAGACUAUUACUUUAUGACCGUCGGUGGAACUCCCCAGAGAUAUUCGGCUUUAGUCAACCAAGUCCUUCCCAACGGCACCGCUGUGUAUGCCACAAUCCUUACGUAUCCAUUCACUGUUGAAGGUGAGGCACUAUCGGCUGAAGAAACGCCCAAUAUCCUCGCUCGCAUCUCAGACGUUAUCGCUCCCGUCACCUCUAGCGCUUUUACCAUCCGCCAGUCUUCCCUGAGCAACAAGACGGAAGCCGCCCUCCUGACUCGAUUCAUGGCCUCUAUGCACGCUGCAAAUAGAUUUUUGUUAAACCCCAAGAACAAGGCAUGCUCCAUCCAGGCUCUUGCCAAACAACUGGGCGUCUCCCAGGCCGUCGCAAGUCAAGAAUAUGCUUCUGCAACCAAUCCCGUGUCAGGAGAGAUCUCGCCGCCACUCAACGAUUUCACCGUCAACCAGACCGGCAUCAUGAACGACGUCGCUGUCAGGAACAAAUUUGGUGGAUUUACCGUCCCAUCAGGGUUCAAUUUUACGGAAGCUUUGAUUCCAGGUACUGGAAAGCUCAUUGACUAUUCGAUAAAGAACGCUGCUGUCACCGAAUACAGUAGGCACCGUUUCCAUAGCAAUUGCACCACUCCUUCCAGCCGCGAUUUCUAAAUAUGGAGAAAGAGACGUGCAGUUUUGACUGCGACCAGGGACGGACUAUCUUCGAAUUUCGAUUAUAAUCACACAGAAAUGUGGCCUAAAUAAAAGUUUUCAUUCUUUUCUAGCAUACAGGAUUCGCAUCGCUCUCGUAUCCAAAACCCAUCGGCCAUUCCCAACAAAUAUGCGAUACAGGCACAGAUGUACGCGCAUCAACUGUUUCAAUUGAAUACUUACCAAAGAGUCACUCGGUCAAUAUAGUCAGAC
Molecule: messenger RNA, 1360 nt
Organism: Trichoderma atroviride IMI 206040
Lineage: Eukaryota; Fungi; Ascomycota; Sordariomycetes; Hypocreales; Hypocreaceae
Biological process (GO): transport
Source: RefSeq, a predicted model, not a curated record